Molecule: messenger RNA, 735 nt
Organism: Nematostella vectensis (starlet sea anemone)
Lineage: Eukaryota; Metazoa; Cnidaria; Anthozoa; Actiniaria; Edwardsiidae
Exons: 4
Coding region: 67-474 (135 amino acids)
Source: RefSeq, a predicted model, not a curated record
UAAACAAUAGAGAUCCAUUUGAAGCACUCUUCACCAUUUUGAACCAGUACCUUUCUGAAAUUCAACAUGGUUUCAAGGCUGGUUAUAAUCACACUUGUCCUCGCUCUCGUCUUCGUCUUGCCCUUCGCUCAGGGAAAUCAGAUUUGGGUUGGUUACAAAGGAACGAAAUUCACCCUUUAUGAACUUGGAUGCUGGAAGGACAAACCAUUUCCCAAUCGCGCACUUUUAACGCUCUACCACAACGCCCGCCACAACAUAGACUGGAGCAAAUGGCCUGACAUGUCUGACAUCAUCGCGGAGUGCGCAUAUUGGGCGAAAGUGCUGGGCUACGAAUAUUUUGCUGUUCAGUUCUACGGAGAGUGUUGGGGUUACAAGCCUAGGCCUUCGCGAUACAUGAUCUAUGGGCGCGCGACCAACUGCGUUAACGGCGUGGGAGAGCACUGGUCGAACUUCGUCUACAGUUUCUCCCCGUAAGACGGGGACUGGCUACCUCGACAAGCCUACUGUGAUCAGGCAGUCCACGCUUGGCUACUGCAAUAAGGGGACUAUGCUAACAUAAAACUCAUAAAAUGGGUAGGAAAAUGGUGAUAUAAUAACCAUGUAUUCAAUAUACAAUUAAGGAGAACAUUUCAAACAAGCCAGUCGUCACUUUUUUGUGAUGAUCAAAGCCAGCAAGCAGAUGAGGUACUUGAGCUACUCUAAUAAUAAGAAAAUAAAGAUGGAGAUAUAAAUGUA